Messenger RNA from Rhipicephalus microplus (southern cattle tick), 1307 nucleotides. RefSeq names its product phosphatidylinositol glycan anchor biosynthesis class L (gene PIG-L). Gene Ontology annotation, molecular function: N-acetylglucosaminylphosphatidylinositol deacetylase activity. Gene Ontology annotation, cellular component: endoplasmic reticulum. The record is from RefSeq and is a predicted model, not a curated record. Lineage: Eukaryota; Metazoa; Arthropoda; Arachnida; Ixodida; Ixodidae.
GACCGAGCCCGUUCUCGCGGCGUGUUUUUUUCUCGCCAAAUGCUUUCCUUCAAAAGCGCUUUCGGCGAUUUAUUUAUAUUGUGGUCGUGGCAAACCGAUGUUGGCGAGCCACGAAGCCCGUACUGGCAACUGUCUGUUUAGUAAAUCGCUCGACGUAGCCUAGCGAACGAUGGGCGUAGCGUUCGGGCUUCGCAUUCUUUCAACGACGAAAGGACGCAGGUAGAAGCUGUCCCGUCUCCGGUGUCAACCAUGGAGUACGGCUGGUGGUUGUCGUUCACCGUUUUCGUCGUGUCGGUGUUGUUCCUGUUUUACCUGUUCGUGUGCAACGUGUGCCGGCUGAGGACGCGCAAGAACAUCGGUGCAGUGGGCAGGGUGCUGCUGGUAAUAGCCCACCCAGACGAUGAGUGCAUGUUCUUCGGUCCGACGGUGCUCGGGUUGCUCCAACGGAAGUGCGAGCUCUACCUCCUCUGCCUCUCCAACGGCAACUACUACAAGCAAGGUAGCGAGAGGAAGGAAGAGCUGCGCAGUAGCUGUCUGUCUUUGGGGAUCCCAAGUGAAAACUUGAUCAUAGUACAACACAGCAACAUGCCCGACGAUCCGGAGUGCAUGUGGAAUUCUAACCUUGUCGGCAGGAUUGUGCAGAAGUAUGUGAAGUGCCUUGGCGUGGACUCUGUCAUCACGUUUGACCAGUCUGGAGUCAGCGGCCAUCUAAACCACAUAGCUGUUCACAAGGGUGUCGUGGGUAUCCUAAAGAAGGAACUUGCACCUUCAGGCUGCAGACUCUUCGUGCUCGAGUCUGUGAACAAGUUGAGGAAGUACGUUGGUUUGCUCGACGUACCCCUCAGCUACUUCCUCUCGGAACAUGCGUACGUGCUACCCUGGAGCAUGGUGUCUCUCCUUAAAGUUGCGCUUGGCAAGCACAAGAGUCAGAUGCUGUGGUUUCGACACCUGUACAGCUGCUUCUCUCGCUACAUGGUCAUCAACACGCUGCUCAGAAGUCACCGUCGACCAGAGCAAAGACAAUUGAUGACGUCGUCUUUACUGGCUAGACGCGGUAAACGUAUGUCCGUCCCGCUGCGCCUUUCCAUCAUAGUCAAUCAAGUAUCGAGGGUGCAUCCUCCCACUUAGUCGCAGUAUACUAGUAACUCAAGAUACCGAAGUUGCCACUGCCGUUUUGUGGUGGCUGAUGCCAUAGGUUAAUGCUAUUGUGUUAUACACGAAUCGAUCUCUCCGAAGUUGUGAGCUUUGUCAUGUUCAACUAUGUUUGAGGGUGAUGAUGCAAUAAAGUGCUCAAUAUUUUUUACACA